Jatropha curcas is the source of this 2050-nucleotide messenger RNA. RefSeq names its product phospho-2-dehydro-3-deoxyheptonate aldolase 1, chloroplastic. The record is from RefSeq and is a predicted model, not a curated record. NCBI's taxonomy places the organism in Eukaryota, Viridiplantae, Streptophyta, Magnoliopsida, Malpighiales, Euphorbiaceae. Gene Ontology annotation, biological process: aromatic amino acid biosynthetic process. Gene Ontology annotation, molecular function: 3-deoxy-7-phosphoheptulonate synthase activity.
CUUCUCUUCUCUUCUCUUCUCUUCAAGUUCAACUACCACCAACGCCAUCACACACGUAUCUCCACCAGACGCCACCAUCCUUAUAAAACCCUUCUCAUCUGUCUCUCAACCUCUUCUCAGGGACAAUCUAAAAAUCUUGAAUACCUCUUUUUGGUUUUUCACAGUCAAAAACCAAGCCUCAACAAGAAACGCAAACAAAAGCAAAGCAAAAAUAAACAAAAUGUCUCUUACUGGCACUUCCAUUAUUCCUACCAAAUCUUUCAUUUCCCCCAAGAAACCUAACCAACCUUCUUUUGUCUUACCUACCAGAUCUGUCCUUCACAUCUCCGCCGUCCAUUCCGCCGAUCCUUCAAAGAAUCCGAUUGUCCCUGACAAAAAACAACAGAAUGCGAAAACUUCUACAGCAGCUGCCGCGGCAACGGCGGCGGCGGCGCCGACAACAAUCAAUGUGGUUCCUGGGAAAUGGAGCGUCGACAGCUGGAAGUCAAAGAAGGCUCUGCAGUUACCGGAAUACCCGAGCAAGGAGGACCUUGAAACGGUGCUCAAGACUCUCGAGGCUUUCCCUCCGAUUGUGUUUGCCGGUGAGGCUAGGAGCUUGGAGGAGAAGCUUGCUGAGGCUGCAAUGGGAAAUGCUUUUCUAUUACAAGGGGGAGAUUGUGCAGAGAGUUUCAAGGAGUUUAACGCCAAUAAUAUCCGUGACACUUUCAGGAUUCUCCUCCAGAUGGGUGCUGUUUUGAUGUUUGGUGGCCAAAUGCCCGUUAUCAAGGUGGGAAGGAUGGCGGGUCAGUUUGCGAAGCCAAGAUCGGAGCCUUUUGAGGAAAAGAAUGGAGUGAAGUUGCCUAGUUACCGAGGGGACAACAUAAAUGGAGAUGCUUUCAAUGAGAAGUCGAGAGUUCCUGAUCCGGAAAGGAUGAUCAGAGCUUAUUGUCAAUCAGCAGCAACUUUGAAUCUUCUUCGAGCAUUUGCUACCGGUGGAUAUGCUGCUAUGCAGAGGGUAACCCAGUGGAAUCUUGAUUUCGCUGAGCACAGCGAACAGGGAGAUAGGUACAAGGAACUUGCUCACCGGGUUGAUGAGGCCCUUGGAUUCAUGUCUGCUGCUGGUCUCACUGUUGACCAUCCUAUUAUGACAACAACUGAGUUCUGGACAUCCCAUGAGUGCUUGCUUCUGCCAUAUGAGCAAUCACUUACCAGGCUCGAUUCAACUUCUGGCCUAUACUAUGACUGCUCUGCCCAUUUUCUCUGGGUUGGGGAACGUACCAGACAGCUAGAUGGUGCUCAUGUUGAGUUUUUGAGAGGAGUUGCAAAUCCUCUCGGCAUUAAGGUGAGUGAUAAGAUGGAUCCAAAUGAGCUAGUUAAGCUCAUUGAGAUUCUGAAUCCUCAGAACAAACCAGGAAGAAUAACAAUUAUUACAAGAAUGGGAGCUGAGAAUAUGAGAGUGAAGCUUCCCCAUCUAAUUAGGGCAGUUCGCAGGGCUGGGCAAAUUGUCACAUGGGUCAGUGAUCCUAUGCAUGGAAACACCAUUAAGGCUCCUUGUGGUCUAAAAACUCGACCAUUUGAUUCCAUCAGGGCGGAGGUGAGAGCAUUCUUUGAUGUGCAUGACCAAGAAGGAAGCCACCCUGGAGGAGUUCAUCUAGAGAUGACUGGCCAAAAUGUGACAGAAUGCAUCGGGGGAUCUCGAACUGUGACAUUUGAUGACUUGAGUUCGCGUUACCACACCCACUGUGACCCUAGACUCAAUGCUUCACAAUCUCUAGAGCUUGCAUUCAUCAUUGCAGAGCGCCUUAGAAAGAGAAGGAUCAAGUCUCAACCCUCUAUUGCUCCCAUAAGCCUGUAGAGAAUGGCAUUUGAAGGCUCACCGAUAUGUUCUUUUUUUCUUUUUCCCCCUUUGCAUAAAGUUGUUAAAGCCUGUAUUAGUAGAACUUUAUAACUUCAAGUUAAUUUAUAAUGUGUUGUAUGUGUAUACUGAAGGCAGUAAUGUUUGAGACUCUGAAGAAAUGAAGGAAUAAAGAAAAUUAAAAAGGCUGCUUCUAAAAAUAUGAAAUUUAUGAUU